AUGCUGAACUUCUGCGCUGCCCCCAACUGCACGCGGAAGAGCACGCAGUCGGACCUGGCCGCCUUCGGGUUCCUGCGGGACCCGGCCAGAUGCCAGAAGUCGGUGGAGAAUUGUAGGAGAGCAGACUUAGAAGAUAAAACACCUGAUCAACUAAAUAAACAUUAUCGAUUAUGUGCCAAACACUUUGAGACCUCUAUGAUCUGUAGAACUAGUCCUUAUAGGAGAGUUCUUCGAGAUAAUGCAAUACAAACAAUAUUUGAUCCUACCAGUCAUUUGAACAAUCCACAUAGUAGACACAGAAAACGAAUAAAAGAAUUGAGUGAAGAUGAAAUCAGGACACUGAAACAGAAAAAAAUUGAUGGAACUUCUGAACAGGAGCAGAAAAAUAAAGAAAUAAACAACAGCAAUGCUCAGAACCCCAGUGCAGAAGAAGGAGGUGAAGAACAGGAUGAAGACAUUUUACCUUUAACCCUUGAAGAGAAGGAAAAUAAAGAAUACUUAAAAUCCUUAUUUGAAAUUUUGAUUCUUAUGGGAAAACAAAACAUACCUCUGGAUGGACAUGAAGCUGAUGAAAUCCCAUAAGGUCUCUUUACUCCCAAUAACUUUCAAGCACUGCUGGAGUGCCGGAUAAAUUCUGGUGAAGAGGUUCUGAGAAAGCGCUUUGAGACAACAGCAGUUAACACAUUGUUCUGUUCGAAAACACAGCAGAAACAGAUGCUGGAGAUCUGUGAGAGCUGCGUUCAGGAAGAAACCCUCAGGGAAGUGAGAGACUCUCACUUCUUUUCCAUUAUCACUGACGAUGUAGUGGACAUAGCAGGGGAGGAGCACCUGCCUGUGUUGGUGAGGUUUGUCGACGAAUCUCAUAACCUGAGACAGGAAUUUGUGCGCUUCCUGCCCUAUGAAGCUGAUGCAGAAAUUUUGGCUGUGAAAUUUCACACUAUGAUAACUGAUAAGUGGGGAUUAAGCAUGGAGUAUUGCCGUGGUCAGGCUUAUAUUGUGUCCAGUGGAUUUUCUUCCAAAAUGAAAGUUGUUUCUUCUAGACUUUUAGAGAAAUAUCCCCAAGCUGACUACACACUCUGCUCUUCCUGUGCCUUAAAUAUGUGGUUGGCAAAAUCCGUGCCUGAUGGAGUAUCUGUUGCAUUAGGAACAAUUGAGGAAGUUUGUUAUUUUUUCCAUCAAUCACCACAACUGCUUUUAGAGCUUGACAAUGUAAUUUCUGUCCUCUUUCAGAACAAUGAAGAACCGGGUAAAGAACUGAAGGAGAUUUGCCAUUCUCAUUGGAGAGGCAGGCACGAUGCUUUUGAAAUUUUAGUGGACCUCCUCCAGGCACUUGUUUUAUGUUUAGACGGUAUAAAUAGUGACACAAGUAUUAGAUGGAAUAACUGUAUAGCUGGCCGAGCGUUUGUCCUCUGUAGUGAAGUAACAGAUUUUGAUUUCAUCAUCGUUCUUAAAAAUGUUCUAUCUUUUACAAGAGCCUUUGGGAAAAAUCUCCAGGGGAAAACCUGUGAUGUCUUCUUUGCAGCCAGUAGCUUGACUGCAGUGCUGCAUUCACUAAAUGAAGUGAUGGAAAAUAUUGAAGUUUAUCAUGAAUUUUGGUUUGAGGAAGCCACACAUUUUGCAACCAAACUUGAUAUUCAGAUGAAACUCCCUGGGAAAUUCCGCCGGGCACAGCAAGGUAAUCUGGAAUCUCCACUAACCUCUGAGGGUUACUAUAAAGAAACUCUAAGUGUUCCAACAGUGGAACACAUUAUUCAGGAACUGAAAGAUAUAUUCACAGAACAGCACCUCAAAGCUCUUAAAUGCUUAUCUCUGGUACCCUCUGUCAUGGGACAGCUCAAAUUCAAUACAUCAGAGGAGCACCAUGCUGACAUGUAUAGAAGUGACUUACCCAAUCCUGACACGCUCUCAGCCGAGCUGCACUGUUGGAGAAUCAAGUGGAAACACAGAGGGAAAGAUAUAGAGCUUCCAUCCACCAUUUAUGAAGCCCUCCCUCUGCCAGAAAUCAAGUUUUUUCCUAAUGUUUAUGCACUGCUGAAGGUCCUAUGUAUUCUUCCUGUGAUGAAGGUUGAGAACGAACGCUAUGAAAAUGGGCGAAAACGUCUCAAAGCAUACCUGAGGAACACUUUGACAGACCAAAGGUCAAGUAACUUGGCUUUGCUUAACAUAAAUUUUGAUAUAAAAUAUGAUCUGGAUUUAAUGGUGGACACAUAUAUCAAACUCUAUACAACUAAGUCAGAGCUUCCUACAGAUAAUUCAGAGACCAUUGAGAAUACCUAAGAGACUUUUAAAAUAGGCUUUGUCUUAUAUUUGACAUUUGAAAACAUCUUACAGAAAAGCUGUAAGGUGUAUGUAGGCCACUUAAUCACU
This is a messenger RNA of Diceros bicornis minor, 2367 nucleotides long. RefSeq names its product 52 kDa repressor of the inhibitor of the protein kinase-like. Lineage: Eukaryota; Metazoa; Chordata; Mammalia; Perissodactyla; Rhinocerotidae. The record is from RefSeq and is a predicted model, not a curated record. Gene Ontology annotation, molecular function: protein dimerization activity.